This is a messenger RNA of Betta splendens (Siamese fighting fish), 7824 nucleotides long. It is a transcript of the gene ctu2, whose product is annotated as cytosolic thiouridylase subunit 2 homolog (S. pombe). The transcript has 19 exons. NCBI's taxonomy places the organism in Eukaryota, Metazoa, Chordata, Actinopteri, Anabantiformes, Osphronemidae. Gene Ontology annotation, biological process: tRNA wobble position uridine thiolation. The record is from RefSeq and is a predicted model, not a curated record. The coding region runs from base 161 to 1672 and encodes 503 amino acids. Gene Ontology annotation, molecular function: sulfurtransferase activity; tRNA binding. Gene Ontology annotation, cellular component: cytosol.
GUUGUUCGCCACAGGCCGUAGACGCAGAGAGGGACUGGUCGCUGCGCGUCAACCCGUCUCUGCUUCUUCCGUGGCGUUGAUCUUCAUCUCGACCCAACCCUUUGGUCUCAUCACAAUUGUUUGUUCGUCCUUGUGCCUUCGCUCCUCAGUUCAUAGCACCAUGUGCCAGGCGGAGGAGGAGUACAGUGACGAGCUGGGGAGCGCGCACGUGCCCAGUGUUUCUAAAAAAUGUGUUAAAUGCAAGGAGGCAACUGCGGCGGUGGUGAUCAGAGCAGGAGACGUGUAUUGCAGGGCCUGUUUCAAAGAAUACUACAUUCAUAAGUUCAGAGCCACACUGGGCAAGAACCGGGUCAUUUUCCCUGGAGAGAAGGUGCUGUUGGCUGUAUCUGGAGGUCCUUCAUCCUGUUCAAUGCUCCAUCAAGUCCAAGAGGGUUUGAGUCAGAGUGUCCACAAGAAAUUGCGGUUUCUUCCUGGUAUUGUCUACAUUGAUGAGGGUGGUGCUGUUGGCCGGUCUGUGGAGGAGAGACUGAGGACAAUGGCUGAGCUGCAGGCUGUGUUUAAAGCUACUGGUUUCCAGUUCUACAUCGUCCCUCUGGAAGAGGUUUUGGACCUUCCCGGUUCUGUUGUAGUGUCAGCCCUUGCACCCCCAGAAAGAGCAAACAGCACCUACAAAGCAGAAGUGGACCACUUCAUGCACAGCAACUGUAGCACGCGUUCAGCACCACAGGAUCAGGACCAUGAGGCCCUACCGGAGGUUCAGGAGUCUGCCACUCAGAUGCUGCAGCAGCUGAUGCUCUCAGCUAAGACGCUAACAGCCAGACAAAACCUACUCAACACAUUAAGACAGCAUUUGCUGGUUCACAUGGCACGCACUAGAGGCUACAGCAAACUGAUGCUGGGAGACAGCCGCACCCGACUGGCUGUUAAACUUCUGACAAGCCUCUCCCUGGGCAGAGGAGCACAGCUGGCCCAGGACACGGGUUUCUCAGACUCCAGGUAUGGGGACAUAAUAUCGGUGAGGCCCAUGAGGGACCACUCGGCUAAAGAGGUGUUCUACUACAACCAUCUGUUCCACGUGACGUUCCUGUUCAUACCAAGCCUGGACACUAAGCAGAUGACAGACAAGGCGAGUGUCCAGCGUCUGACAGAGAGCUUUGUCACCAAGCUGCAGGAGGAAUUCCCGUCCACAGUCAGCACCAUCUACAGGACCAGUGAGAAACUGCAGACAGCAGGUCGGUGCUCCUCCACAGGAGACCAAUGUGAGCGGUGUCUGCUCUGUCUGUGCACCCUGGACACGGCUGUGGACGAUGCUUCAGCCUUCCAGGCUACACUGAUUUCAGAGCAGCUCUCUCAGACUGCAUGGCCAAGAGUGGACAGGUCGAAGGUUGCAAAGCACCAAGGGAAGCCAGAGUCCACGUCUUUCACCGCACAGUAUUGCUCUGCCAAAGCAGGAGCGCAGGACUGUGGUGGCUGCUGUUCUUUUGCCAAGGAACCAGAGCCGAUGGAUCUGAGGAGCCUGUUGUGUUACAGCUGUCAGCUGACCAUCAGAGACAUGUCAUCAAUAGAACAUCUUCCUCCCUACAUCCUGUCAGAGGCUCAGAGAAGGCACAGGAGGUGUGAGAUGAGAGAGGAGAUCAGCGAGUUCCUACUGGACAGUGGCAAAGAUGAUUAAAGGACUUUGUGAAUUAACUUCUAUCGUUAGCAGAAAGGACGUACAUCAUUUAACUCAUUAUGACAUAGACAUAAGUACCCUCCUAUUUUAAAAGCAUAUUAAAGUCUGUUUUAUUCUCCAUCAAAAAAAAAAAAAAAAAAAAAAAGCUAAAGACUCUGUCAUCUGUCCCUUUUCAUUCAUCAUAUAUAUACAUAUAUAUAUAUAUAUAUAUAUAUACAUAUAUAUAUAUAUAUAUACAUAUAUAUACAUAUAUAUAUACAUAUAUAUAUAUACAUAUAUACAUAUAUAUAUAUAUAUACAUAUAUACAUACACUAUGCCAGCCACUUGGUUAUGGCGUUCCAUGUAUGCUUUCCCUGCCAGCAUCUUACACCCUGCAGUUAUGUGCUGGACCGUCUCUGGGGCCUCUUUGCACAGUCUACACCUUGGGUCUUGUCUGGUGUGGUAGAUCUGGGCCUCUAUGGCUCUGGUGCUCAGGGCCUGCUCCUGUGCAGCCAGGAUGAGUGCCUCUGUGCUGUCCUUCAGCCCAGCCCUUUCAAGCCAUUGGUAGGAUUUGUUGAGAUCAGCCACUCCAGUUAUGUUCCGGUGGUACAUCCCGUGUAAGGGCUUGUCCUCCCAUGAUGGUCCCUCUUCCAGCAUCUCAUCCUCUGUUCUCCACUGCCUGAGACAUUCACUCAGCACGUCAUCUGUCUGGGCCUUAUCCUUGAUGUACUUAUGGAUCUUGGAUGUUUCAUCCUGGAUAGUGGCUCUCACGCUCACUAGUCCUCGGCCUCCUUCCUUGCGGCUAGCGUACAGUCUCAGGGUGCUGGAUUUGGGGUGGAACCCUCCAUGCAUGGUGAGGAGCUUUCGAGUCUUAACAUCUGUGGUCUGUAUCUCUUCCUUUGGCCACCUUAUUAUUCCCGCAGGGUAUCUGAUCACUGGCAGAGCGUAGCUGUUUAUUGCCUGGGAUUUGUUCUUACCAUUGAGCUGGCUUCUUAGGACUUGCCUUACUCGUUGGAGGUAUUUGGCUGUUGCCGCAUUCCUUGUUGCCUGUUCAAGGUUGCCGUUUGCCUGUGGUAUUCCAAGGUACUUGUAACUGUUCUCAAUGUCUGCUAUUGUUCCUUCUGGGAGUGAGACCCCUUCUGUGUGGAUUACCUUGCCUCUCUUUGUCACCAUCCUCCCACAUUUCUCGAGCCCGAAUGACAUCCCGAUGUCCGAGCUGUAGAUCCUGGUGGUGUGGAUCAGCGAGUCGAUGUCUCGCUCACUCUUGGCGUACAGCUUGAUGUCAUCCAUGUAGAGGAGGUGACUUAUGGUGGCCCCGUUCCGGAGUCGGUAUCCAUAGCCAGUCUUGUUUAUUAUUUGGCUGAGGGGGUUCAGACCUAUGCAGAACAGCAGUGGGGACAGAUAUAUGUAUAUCUGUACAUACAUAUGUAUAUGUAUGUAUAUAUAUACAUAUGUAUAUAUAUACAUGCUCAUCAUGUAUAUAUGUGUGUGUAUAUACAUAUAUACACAUAUACAUAUAUACAUGAUGAGCGAUGCGCGUACCGAGGUUCGCUGCAUUUAGGGGCGGGGCUGAAAUGAUGACCCCGAUGCCUCGCUGUACCAAGUGACUGAUUCAGAAAGCGGUUCGAAUUUUGCCGCAAGUUUUGACAGUGAUACAAACCCCUCAGCCUCCAUUCAAGAUGAGGGAGAUUUAGGAGAGAGGGUCGGGAGAGAAUGGAGCCGGUUAAGAGGAGGACGUCCCCUGUGUGGGAACAUUUUGAUCAUCAUGAACAUUUCUCCUAACCAGGUAUGCACAGCAAUCACCUGCGCAACGCAAUUUCCCUCUGGGAUUAAUGAUGUUUUGGGAACAAUGCAAUUCAUCUUCAUCUGUCUUCGCUUUUGUACAAGGUGAAGUGUUGUUGAAGUGCCAGGGAGCUGGGUAUAACAACAACACCUCAUCCAUGCUUAGGCACUACAGAGCUUUGCAUGAGAAAAAGGACAACACCAAAUGUGGCCCAAAACCAGGAGAAAAAUCACAAAUUAAUGAAGACCUUGUUAGUGUUGUGGAGGACUGUGGAUUUAUAAAAUUAGUUCAAUCGUUCCUAGCUAUGUUCUCCCCACUAAGAAGACUCUAAAAGCCAUGGUGGAGGCUAGGUACCGGGAGAUGAAGGAGAAAGUUAAGUCUGACAGCAGAUAUGGGGACCUCUAUCAACACAGAGGCCUAUUUUGCCAUUUUGUUGAUUAUUCCAGCACAUUAAAUACAGUUGUUUUGGGAGUGCAACAUUUUCCCGAGGUGCACACUGCAGAAAAUAUUUCACAAGUGAAAGGCUCACUGAUGAGGGAAUGGGGUAUAACUGGAAAAGUUACAUGCCUUGUAACAGAUGGAGCUGCCAAUAUGGCGGCUCAUGCAAGGAAGCUACGACUCAAUCAUGCAAUAUGCGUAGCUCACACCCUUAACUUAGUGGUGAAGAAGGCCCUUGACCAGACCCCUGAGCUCUCUGACAUCCGAGCCAAGUCCAGCAAGAUAGUGGGAUACUCAGGAGCAGCACCACUGCAAAGUUAAGUUCUGUGGCUUAAUUACUGUACAGUGUCUGUAAUGCUACUUUUGUUUACAGUUCUGCUGCCUUGACAAUUUAAUAAAUGCUUUUUUAACUGUAUUUUUAAAAGGAGGGGCUUGCAGUGGUGCAGGAACAAUUGGGGAAGCCUCAGCUCAAACUUAUCAAGGAAGUGGAACUCGCUUGUACAGCUCUUACAAUAUGGUGCAGAGACUGUUUGAGCAAAGAGAGCCAAUUGGUGCUGCUUUGGCAAGUCUCACAACAGACGUCUCACCUAUUUCAUUCAUUGUCCUAGAACCAUUUAAUAAUGCAACCACCGAGCUGUCUCAGGAACAAAGGGUGUAUGUCUCAAAAGGUCAUACCUUUACUUGCUAUGAUGGAAAAAACACCAUCCAUUGGGUCUUUUCUGGCUGAGAAGCUGAGGAUGCUCCCGAGAGAGAGACUAGAUCGGAUCCAAACCAUGAGCAUUAUGUUUCUUGCAACACUACUGGACCCAGGGUUUAAAAGAAUCAUGUUUCUCAUCCCUGCAAGAACAGGUGAAGCAGAAAAAAGAUUCAAGCAGAAUGUGCUUCUACAGUAUAAUGAAGGCCAGCACCACCUCCUCAUCAACACCACCACCACCACCACCACCACCACCACAGCCAUCAACAUCACAAACUGUUGCAGUUGUUUCCCAAGGUAACAACCUGUGCCGGUGCCUGGAUGACAGUGUCAGGCAGACACAAACACAAAAUGUAAUAGCAGAUGCAACCAUUGAGGUCCAACGCUACAUGAUGGAGCCAAAUACUGGAAGACUGGAGGACCCCCUGCAAUACUGGGAGAGAUAGAAAUAUGUCUAUCCCCAUUUACGUAAAUUAGCAGUGGCAUUCCUGUGUACGCCUGCUUCAUCUGUGCCCUGUGAGUGAGUGUUUUCCAAAGCAGGAGAAAUAUUGUCCAACAAAAGAAAUCGCCUGAGACCUGCCACAGUGGAGAAACUGUUGUUUUUAAAUGAAAAAAACAAUGAUGUUUUCCCUAAACCAGGGGUGUCCAAACUUGAUCCUCAAGGGCCACUGCCCUGCUGGUUUUCCAACUCUCCCUGCCCCAGCUAGUACUGAUUACCUUGACCAGUUCAGUUUAUUCACUAUCUUUCUGCAAAGUGCCACACGCUUCAAAUUCAUGCCAACUGUUUUGCCCAGUAGAUGUCCUACUAGAGCAAAUUAAGUUUCAAAAAGCUUUGUGCUGGAGUGAACAAAUUGGAUGAAAGGCUUCAGUGCUUCAUAAAGCUUCAUCUGCCCAUCAUUAUCCGUCUAUACUCUGCGCAGCUCCUCAUGUCGCCUGAGAGAAAGGUCCUCUACUUUUUCAUUGCAUAUUUAGAAAAAACGGAUUAGAAGGAGCAGCUAAGUCAGGCCCGUAGAUGCUGGAGGUGUCAUUUGACUGGCCACGUAGCAGAAUUUCUGACUUAAAAAGGAGUUCACGUAUGAAGCUAAAUUAGGGUCACAAGUCAUGUCAACCUGACUUUCCCCAGUUUACUGCAACUGCCCAGAUCUUACCCACCAGAUUUACAUCCAACCACAGCCUGUCUGAUGUGGGACCACAGCAGUUUUAUCCCGCAGUGAGCACACAGCACCAUGCAGCAGCUCUCCUCCCCUAGGAUAUUGGUAAGAUGUUAGUUUGGUCGGAAAGUGUCAAUUUGACAGCUAGAAAACGAGGUUGUUAGGGAGACAUUGUUAUUAGCAUGCUUAUGAUGUCAAAGUUUGGAAUAUAGUAUUUCCAUAAUGCCAUAAAUGUAAGUGAAUACAGCAUUAGAGCGUCUUUUGCUAAGUGCUAAUCGAUGCAGAACUCUCUAAAUGUCAAAUGAAUAACUGGCUCAUUAAAAUACAGGAAACCCAUAUUAUUGAGGUUCUCACACAAAUGCUUUAUUGAGACGCCAAUAAAAGGAAACGUCACUAAUCUGGUCUACAACAGGAUGUCUCACAUGCACAUACACACAAGUAUUUACAGAUAAUUCAUUGAGUAUGUAAACUCUGCAAGGGUUUUAAACUUUGUUGCUGGUGGCUGCAGGCAAAGUGGAUUUAUCCAAAUCAUCGAAGUAUGGGUGAGUCAUGGCCUCCCGGGCAGAGAUUCUCUUUGGAGGAUUGUAGGUCAAUGUUUUCUACAGCAGAGAAAAAAAAUCUGAUGAGUAUGACCAGUCAACUGAAAACUGCCCUUCCUGUCAGCAGUAUACAUGACGCCUGUACGAUUUGGAGCUACAAAUCUAAAUGUGAUUAUUAUGGCUUGCGCGAUACCUACACUACUUUACACACUGUGUAAAGUAGUGUAGGUAUUGGUCUCCCAGCCAGCUGUGACCCAUUGCUCUUCCUUCCCUUAUUAUCAAAAGACACUAACCAGGCUCAUGUGACUCCUAAUCUAGAAGAAGAAUCUAGAUUAGUGACUCCUAAUCUAGAAGAAUCCAUAGAGGUAGAGUAUAGAAAUGCUCUAAAGUGCUGGUGGAGUUCUGGUUUCCUGGGUGAUGUUACAGUAAAGUUAUAAAUGACUAUUCUGGCACGUCAUCUGUGUGUAUGUAUUAUUUAUUAUCUAGUGUUACAUUCUUGAGCUGCUUCCAAUGCUGGUUAGAAAAAAAUGACUAUGUUAUGCUGAUGAAAACAAACAUUUAUCUACAUCGAUUGAUUGUUUUAUUUGUAUUUUAACUUGUCAGAGAGGAAGAAAGAGGAUUUAUGUGAGACUUGCAUAGUUACAUGGGUAAACCAAAAUCCUUCCAAAUGCUGGUAAAAAGUGCAUUGCUUAAUAAACCUCAGCUUUUAACUUGAAAUGAACAAAUUCAAAUAAUCUAUCAAUGUCCAUAGUUGGAAAAGGUUGCUUCAUUGUUACAAUCAAUCAAAGCCUUCUAUUCAACGACCACAAGCUUCAUCUGGUUGGUUCAUAUUUGAUUGUAUCGUCUUGUCUGGAUUCAUGUGUGCAUCAGUGGUGGACUGAAUAUUGUGUCUGAGCAGAUAAGGGAAGAAUCGUCUGAAAAUGGUUCGUAGCAUCUGACCCCCGAUGCUUUCUAACAAGCCAUGUUGUCCUGUGUUACAUACAGGGUGAGCAGCAGCAUCAGGCUUCCAGUUAUCUUUUGCUUUUUUAAUAGUUGGCUCAGCUCUUUAUUGCCCCCUGUAUAGAGCAGACAUAGCACGUAUUCAGCUCAGACAGCAGUUUAAUGCUCGUUAAUCAUACAUGCCAUGGAACCACGCGUUAAGGCAGUAAAAGCAGUUCAACAGUUGCUGAGCAAGCAGAACCAAAAAUAGCCUGACGACAAUUUGCCUUAGUCCCAUUCUUAGACCUCAACCAUUAAAAAGUGCUUGAUUAGUUCUUACCGCGAGUAGGUCAAGGCCAUUCUUAUCCAGGUUUUUUACCAUUGAUGACAGAUUUCCAGAUUUCCACUUAGGAAAAGUGUUUUUGUAGUCAGGAAGGCUCUCUACUUCUGGCCACACAUCAUUAUUAGGAGUUCCCAAAGUGCUGUGGGUGGGGAGAUGGUCAGUGCAUAUACAGCACAAUUUAUUUUAUUUAGCCAUGGAUCAUUACUGAAGAAUGAAGUUCACACCAUCACUGUAAUGUGUUUAAGGAUAUUGAUAUUUAAAGAUCUGAUCUGUGCAUUAUAUCAAAAUAAAAUAGCCAAAACAUUA